This is a messenger RNA of Cucumis melo (muskmelon), 1825 nucleotides long. RefSeq names its product pentatricopeptide repeat-containing protein At1g60770. The record is from RefSeq and is a predicted model, not a curated record. The transcript has 2 exons. NCBI's taxonomy places the organism in Eukaryota, Viridiplantae, Streptophyta, Magnoliopsida, Cucurbitales, Cucurbitaceae. Gene Ontology annotation, cellular component: mitochondrion. Gene Ontology annotation, molecular function: protein binding. Bases 76 to 1551 code for a protein of 491 amino acids.
UUAGGGUUGUGAUUAGACUCUGGAUCAGUACUAAAACCAUUUCUGCUCUGCCACCACUGUGAGAAGUGCCGGAAAAUGGCGUUGCCGUUACGGAAGUUCAAACCCAGCAAGGAUUUGGCGAAGAGGUCGACGGAGAAGUAUCUGGAAGAAGCACUGUACAUCAGGCUUUUUAAAGAUGGUGGCUCAGAGAAGAGCGUCCGGCUGCAGUUGAAUAAGUUCAUCAAGAGUCGCAAGCGAGUUUUCAAAUGGGAAGUUGGAGAUACACUCAAAAAGCUUCGUGAUAGGAAGCUGUACUAUCCUGCUCUCAAGCUUUCAGAAACAAUGGCCAAAAGGGGCAUGAACAAGACAGUAAGUGAUCAAGCAAUACAUCUUGAUUUAGUAGCCAAGGCUCGAGGAAUUGCUGCUGCUGAGAAUUACUUUGUCAGUCUUCCUGAAUCAUCAAAAAAUCAUCUUUCCUAUUCCUCUCUUCUCAACUGUUACUGCAAGGAAUUAUUGACUGAAAAGGCUGAAUCUCUCUUCGAAAAGAUGAAGGAACUCAAUCUACCGCUGACCUCUAUGCCAUGUAAUUGCCUUAUGACCCUAUACACGAAGAUUGGGCAGCCGGAUAAAGUUCCUACAAUCAUACAGGAAAUGAAGGCUGCCAAUGUAACGUUUGAUUCCUAUACAUACGUAGUGUGGAUGAGGGCACUUGCUGCUUUAAAUGAUAUUUCUGGUGUGGAACGGGUUAUUGAUGAGAUGAAGAGGGAUGGAGUUAAGGGAGAUUGGACAACAUAUAGCAAUUUAGCCUCAAUUUAUGUUAAUGCAAACAUGUUCGAGAAGGCAGCUAAGGCGCUGAUGGACUUGGAGAAGAUAAAUACUUCCCGAGAUCUCUUUGCUUUUCAGUUCCUCAUUACGUUGUAUGGACAAAUUGGUGACCUGAUUAAAGUUUAUAGCGUUUGGCGCUCAUUAAGGUUGGCCUUUCCAAGAACUGCAAAUAUAAGCUAUCUCAAUAUGAUUCAAACACUGUUGAAAUUGAAAGAUUUACCUGGUGCGGAGAAAUGUUUCAAGGAAUGGGAAUCGGGGUGCUCAACUUACGAUAUUAGGAUUGCAAAUGCUCUUAUAGGAGCUUAUACCAAGGAGGGUUUACUAGAGAAAGCUAUGGCGCUCAAGGAACGAGCCCUAAAAAGAGGAGCUAGACCUAAUGCGAAAACUUGGGAAAUUUUUCUGGACUAUUAUCUUAAAAAUGGCGACUUUAAACUGGCAGGUGAUUGUGUUGCCAAAGCAGUAUCUAGAGGUAAAGGAGAUGGUGGGAAAUGGAUGCCUUCUCCUGAGAUCAUUAAAUCAUUCAUGAGCCAUUUCGAGCAAGAAAAAGAUGUUGAUGGAGCAGAGAGUUUUCUUGAAAUCGUGAAGAAGACAGUUGACAGUUUAGAGUCCGAAGUUUUUGAAUCAUUGAUUAGAACAUACUCUGCAGCAGGAAGGACAAGUUCCUCGAUGAAUCGCCGGUUGAAAAUGGAGAAUGUGGAGGUCAGUGAGGCUUGCAAGAAGUUACUUAACGAAAUAUCUAUUGAAUGAGCUUUUGUUGUAUCACUUUUCUUUUGAAAUUCCAAGCUCAGGGGGGAAAUGAUUUUUUUCAAUGGUUAUUUAAUUUUAAAUAAAGUCACUUUUCCUUCUGUCGUUGUCAAAUACUCACAACAGCACCACCUCUUGUUGGUUGCUGAAAAAUGAAGUUCAUAUGCAAAUUGUAUUGAACUUCUUUCCCAUUUACAUCUUUUCGGUUGGUAGUUGCCAAGCUCCUGUACUUCAUAUACUUUUCUUUCAGUAAGUAGACUAGUUAACACUUACCUUA